Messenger RNA from Gekko japonicus, 984 nucleotides. Its product is annotated as HLA class II histocompatibility antigen, DP beta 1 chain-like. Gene Ontology annotation, cellular component: MHC class II protein complex. Bases 1 to 528 code for a protein of 175 amino acids. The transcript is spliced from 5 exons. Lineage: Eukaryota; Metazoa; Chordata; Lepidosauria; Squamata; Gekkonidae. Gene Ontology annotation, molecular function: MHC class II protein complex binding. The record is from RefSeq and is a predicted model, not a curated record. Gene Ontology annotation, biological process: positive regulation of T cell activation; peptide antigen assembly with MHC class II protein complex; immunoglobulin production involved in immunoglobulin-mediated immune response.
AUGGGGCCCGGCUUGAUCCUGCUGGAGACGCUGUUGGUGCUGCUGCUGGGGCCGCAUUUGGUCCCUGGAGCCGAGAGGAGGUUCAAGACAUCAGCUCAGCCCUCAGUGAAGAUCUCCCACACCAAGGCAGGGCCCCGGGCCCACCACAGCCUCCUGAUCUGCACCGCGGCAGGAUAUUACCCCUCGGAGAUUAAUGUCAAGUGGCUGAAGAACGGGCAGGAGCAGACGGAAGGUCUGGGAUACGCAGAUGAGCUCCGGAACGGAGACUGGACCUUCCAGAACCAGGUGAUGCUGGAGAUGGUGCCCCAGUGGGGAGACCUCUACGCCUGCCAGGUGGAGCACAGCAGCCUGAAGGAGCCCAUCACCAUCCAGUGGGUGCCGGAGAUGUCGGACUCUGCCAAGAGCAAGAUGUGGACAGGAGGCAUGGGGGCCUUGCUGGGGGUGGUCUUUGGGGCCGUGGCCAUCUCCCUCUACCUGAAGAAUAAGAAAGCUGUCCCCACGGCACCUGCUGUAGGGCUCAUCGGUUAGUCCCAACGGCUCCAGAGCUCACCUCUGGGAAACCAUUAGCAAAUGAGAUUUCGUGUACGUCUACUGAUUCUGAAUAAUCUGUGUUCAGGCAGCAUUUUGACCGACUGUUGCUUAAAACUGCUCUGAGUACUGCUGGGAUUAUUGCCGGGAAGUUGACGAUUGGGCACGAUCCCCCGCUAACAGCUGCUGCAGCAAACUGGCUACAAAAAUUGGCAUUGGUUAAUUUUCAUCGAUGCCUUUAACUGGAGGGACUGUUCCCACUUUGCAUUUUGUCUCAUUAAAAAAAAAACCUUUGUAGAGAGUUGUCUAUGUGAGUUUCGGCUGAGCCCUUCAAGCCAAGGUCUGUGGAAGCCUCUUAGUUGAGAUUUUAUCGCACCCUUUCCUCUGAGGAGCUCUGAGAAGAUUAUCAUUCCUCCUCUCACCCUAUUCCCCCCUCCCACAAACAACCCCAUACAG